Molecule: messenger RNA, 2565 nt
Organism: Prunus armeniaca (apricot)
Lineage: Eukaryota; Viridiplantae; Streptophyta; Magnoliopsida; Rosales; Rosaceae
Source: the annotation of a GenBank genome assembly
AUGCUUACCCUCACCUCUCUCCUCCUCCGCCCCACCCGCCACCAACUCCACCACCGCCACGUCAUCAAACACCUCUCAACCACCGCCGGCGCCGGCGCCACCAAUCCUUCCCCGCCUCUCACCGUCCCUCUCUCUCACCCCAUCUACCUCAUUUGGUCCUCCAAUACCUCCCUCGGAAAAACCCUAGUCUCCGCCGGCCUCGCCGCCUCCUCUCUCCUCUCCCGCCACCGGCGCCGCUCCUUCCUCUACCUCAAGCCCAUCCAAACCGGCUACCCCGCCGACUCCGAUUCCCAUUUCGUCUUCUCCAAGCUCACCUCUCUUGUCCGCCGCUCCCCUCACCUCUCUCUCCUCGCCUCCAAUCACGUCCUCAAGGCCUCGGUCUCGGCCGCCAGCUCCAUCUCAGCCCCCCAAGCUCCAAAAAAUUUCGACAAGGGCAUGCGCGAUUUGGACUGGUGUGAGGAGAGGAGGGUUGUUGGGGACAAUUCUGAAACCGGUCCGAUUUCGGAGCUGCUUUGUAAGACAAUGUACGCGUGGGGAGACCCCGUGUCCCCGCACUUGGCGGCUGAGAGGGAAAGCGGGGCGGUGGAGGACUCGGCCUUGCUCAAAAUGCUGCAGAGGUGUUUGCAGAUUGGGGUUGGGAAGGAGAAAGCGGACUCUUUUUGCGUGGUUGAGACGGCUGGCGGGGUUGCCAGUCCAGGGCCUUCUGGGUCGCUUCAAUGUGACUUGUACAGGCCUUUCCGUUUACCAGCUAUUCUUGUCGGAGAUGGACGGUUAGGUGGUAUUUCUGGAACCAUUUCAGCUUAUGAAAGUUUGAAAAUUCGAGGUUAUGAUGUUGUUGCUGUUGUAUUUGAGGAUCACGGCCUUGUAAAUGAGGUGCCUUUAGCAUCAUACUUUCGAAACAGUGUUCCAGUGCUUGUACUGCCACCUAUUCCACAAGACUUGUCAGAUGACCUUAUGGAAUGGUAUGAUGAUGCUCAUAAUGUAUUUGAUUCAUUGAUGGAAAUAAUGCUGUCAGCUUACACUGAAAGAAUCAAGAGAUUGCAUGACAUGCCAAGGAGGGCCACAGAUGUCUUCUGGUGGCCAUUUACUCAGCACACAUUUGUAUCAGAAGGAGAUGUUACAGUGAUUGAUUCACGCUGCGGUGAAAAUUUUUCAGUCUUCAAGGCUCAGAAUGAUGAUGUCAUAACUCAACAAUUUGAUGCAUGUGCCAGUUGGUGGACUCAAGGACCUGAUGCUACUUUACAGACUGAACUUGCAAGGGAUAUGGGUUAUGCAACUGCAAGAUUUGGGCAUGUAAUGUUUCCCGAGAAUGUUUAUGAGCCAGCCUUGGAAUGUGCUGAACUUUUGCUUGAAGGUGUUGGAAAAGGUUGGGCUUCUCGAACAUAUUUUUCAGAUAAUGGAUCUACAGCAAUUGAGAUUGCAUUGAAAAUGGCAUUCCGUAAAUUCUCUUAUGAUCGUGGAAUUCUUUUAGAUCAUCUCAAGGAAAAUACAGCUGAGAGAUAUCCUGAGCUUGUGGUCCUGGCUCUUAAAGGAUCUUAUCAUGGUGAUACUUUGGGUGCUAUGGAAGCACAAGCACCAUCAUCUUAUACAGGCUUCCUCCAACAACCGUGGUAUAAUGGAAGAGGUUUUUUUCUCGAUCCUCCGAUGGUUUUUUUGUCCAACAAUAUGUGGAAACUUUCCCUACCUGAAGGGUUGCAUUCUCGGAGUUUGAAUCUGAAAAAUAUGACCUUUGGUUCCCGUGAUGAUGUUUUUGUCAAGAGCAGGGACAAGUCAGAUCUUGCUGGUAUUUAUUCAACAUAUAUAUCAGAACAAUUAUCAAAGUUUCCUGAAUCAAAAGGGUACAUUGGAGCAUUGAUUAUUGAACCAGUUAUACAAGGUGCUGGAGGAAUGCAUAUGGUUGAUCCACUUUUCCAGCGGGUUCUGGUGAAUGAGUGCCGGAAGAAAAAUAUUCCCACUAUCUUUGAUGAGGUUUUCACUGGUUUCUGGCGUCUAGGAACAGAGUCAGCUGCAGAACUACUAUCUUGUUUUCCAGAUAUAGCCUGCUUUGGGAAGCUGAUGACUGGUGGGACUGUACCCUUGGCUGCCACAUUGGCUACCAAUGCCGUCUUUGACUCAUUUAUUGGAGACUCAAAGCUAAAGGCCCUUCUGCAUGGACAUUCAUAUUCUGCACAUGCCAUCGGGUGCACAGCAGCUGCUAAAUCUAUAAGAUGGUUUAAGGAUUCUCAGAGAAAUCCUAAUAUCACUUCCAAAGGAAGCUUACUUAGCGAGUUAUGGGAUGACAAACUAGUGUACCAGAUCUCUUCACAUCCUGCAAUUCAAAGAGUAGUUGUGUUGGGAACGCUUUGUGCUCUAGAGCUCCGAGUAGAAGGCUGCAACGCUGGGUAUGGGUCACUGUAUGCAAGCUCCCUUCUGAAGAAGCUCCGUGAAGACGGAGUUUACAUGAGGCCUCUGGGACAUGUCAUAUAUCUCAUGUGCGGACCCUGCACAUCUCCCAAGGUCUGCAACGAAGCCCUCACUAAAGUUUACAGAAGGCUUGAAGAACUUAGCCAAUCUCAAAACAAUUAA